AUGAACUCGACAGAACAGAUUGCAGCCAACGAACAAAAUGCUUUGCAUAUUCAAACCUUACUAGAAACCGACGGUACCUUGGGGUCUCCCAUUGAUCUGGACAUUGCUCGUAUGAAUGUCAUUGAACUGGAUCCGUUGAAAUGGAUUGGCAUGGAUGUGCCACCGAGGAAACUGAAAGUGACCAACACAGGUUUCACAGUAAUUGUUAGCGCAAAAUGGCAGGACGAGCGUCCAUGUCUUACUGGAGGACCAUUUCAAGGGAGAUAUAUAUUUGGACAAAUUCAUUUCCAUUGGGGAAAGAACGAAAUGAAUGGCAGUGAUCAUACUAUUGAUGGUGCAAGUAUGCCUAUGGAAAUCCAUGUCGUGCAUUUCAAGGAGGAAUAUGAAACGUUAGAAUCGGCACUUAAGCGACCUAACGGUGUAAUCGUAUUGGUGUAUUUUUGUAAGUUACAGAAUGAAUCGAAUCCAUUCAUGGAAGAAAUCGUGAAAAACUUGCCCACAAUUCGUACAGCGCAUUCGUCAAUUCGCAUAAACCCUUUCAAACUAACGGACCUCCUGCCAGCAUUCUCAGCAGACUAUUUCCUAUACUGGGGAGCCAUAACAACAACGCAAAAUGUGCACAGUAUUCUCUGGAUAAUCUGCAGAGAACCAAUUGGAAUUAGCAUUAUGCAACUUGCAGAGUUUCGCACUAUGAAAGACGAAAAAGGUGUGCCUAUUUUAACCAAUAUACGUCCACUGAAAGGGAAACAUCAAAGAAGCGUUUUCCACGUUUGUCCAUCGGGAUCGACAUACGCCUCACUUUUACCAAUUCCACGUGACACCCAAUCGAUUCACACAGUAAAAAGCACUGACUCUAAUGAAACGCAGUGA
Eufriesea mexicana is the source of this 870-nucleotide messenger RNA. RefSeq names its product carbonic anhydrase 1. Gene Ontology annotation, molecular function: carbonate dehydratase activity; zinc ion binding. The coding region runs from base 1 to 870 and encodes 289 amino acids. Lineage: Eukaryota; Metazoa; Arthropoda; Insecta; Hymenoptera; Apidae. The record is from RefSeq and is a predicted model, not a curated record. The transcript is spliced from 6 exons. Gene Ontology annotation, cellular component: cytoplasm.